CGCCCGGCCCCGCGCCCGCCGCCCGGACCCCGCCCCGCGCCCGCCGCCCCGACCGCGUUGCACUUGCCGGCAGCGGGGCAGGUGGAGGCGCGGCGCGCGGGGCUACGGGCGGCUCCCCGCCAGGCCGGUGUCCCUGGAGCAGCCCCAUGGCAGCCUGGAGGAACCCCCAGUGUCUGCGGGUGUGGAUGGUCUUUCUGCACACGGCAUUCCUGCAGACCACAGCAGAGAAAUCCCCUGGAGCAUACUUCCUGCCUGAGUUUGCACUCUCCCCACAGGGGAGUUUUCUGGAAGAUACCACAGGGGAGGAGUUCCUCACUUACCGCUAUGACGACCAGCUUUUAGUUUGCUGCAUUUACCCGCUCUGCAAAUCCUGCCCAAGCCCAUUUUCCAGAAAGACCUCCAGAAAUGCUCAUUCUGAAGAAGACACAGAUGGCAGCUGGGAUGCCUGGGGGGACUGGAGCGACUGUUCCCGCACCUGUGGGGGAGGGGCCUCGUACUCACUACGCAGGUGUUUGACCGGGAGGAACUGUGAAGGGCAGAAUAUUCGGUACAAGACAUGCAGCAAUCAGGACUGUCCUGCUGACGCUGAAGACUUCCGAGCCCAGCAGUGCUCAGCCUACAACGAUGUCCAGUAUCAGGGUCACUACCACGAGUGGCUGCCCCGGUACCAUGACCCUACUGCCCCCUGUGCUCUCAAGUGCCAGGCACGGGGCAGGAGCCUGGUGGUGGAGUUGGCACCCAAAGUGCUGGAUGGGACCCGCUGCAACACAGACUCUCUGGAUAUGUGCAUCAGCGGGACCUGCCAGGUGGUGGGCUGCGAUCAUCAGCUGGGAAGCCGGGCCAAGGAGGACAGCUGUGGCGUGUGCGCUGGGGAUGGCUCUACCUGCAGACUCGUGCGGGGCCAAUCCCAUGUCUCACCAGAAAAGAGAGAGGAGAAUGUCAUUGCUGUUCCUCUGGGGAGCCGGAGUGUGAGAAUCACAGUGAAGGGGCCUGCACAUCUCUUCAUUGAGUCCAAAACCCUGCAUGGCAGUCGUGGCGAGUACAGCUUCCCUCGCGCCGGAACGUUUAUGGUGGAGAACAGCACAGUGGAGUUCCAGCGCGGCCCCGAGAGGCAGACGUUCAGGGUUCCAGGACCACUCAAUGCUGACUUCAUCUUUAAGGCCCGACACGUGGCAGCCCGGGACAGCGUUGUCCAGUUCUUCUUCUACCAGCCUAUCAGCCAUCAGUGGCGGCAGACCGACUUCUUCCCCUGCACAGCCACAUGUGGUGGAGGCUACCAGCUCAACUCCGCAGAGUGCGUGGACAUGCGCCUGGGACGGGUGGUCCCCGAUCACUACUGCCACUACUAUCCGGAGAAUGUGAAGCCCAAGCCCAAGCUGAGGGAGUGCAGCAUGGAGCCAUGCCCAUCCAGUGACGGCUUUAAAGAGAUCAGGCCUUAUGACCACUUUCAGCCCCUGCCCCGCUGGGAGCACAACCCCUGGACCGCGUGCUCGGUCUCCUGUGGCGGCGGCAUCCAGAGGCGCAGCUUCGUGUGCGUGGAGGAGUCGGUGCAGGGCACUGUCCUGCAGGUGGAGGAGUGGAAGUGCAUGUACGCACCCCGGCCCCAUGUGCUGCAGACCUGCAACCUCUUCCACUGUCCCCGAUGGGCUGCCAUGGACUGGUCACAGUGCACGGUGACCUGCGGCCGUGGGCUCCGCUACAGAGUGGUCCUGUGCCUUGACCACCGGGGCGAGCAUGUGGGCGGCUGCAAUCCACAACUGAAGUUGCACAUCAAGGAGGAGUGUGUGGUCCCUGUUCCGUGCCACAAGCCCAGAGAGAAAGGCCCGGUGGAAGCGAGCUUGCCGUGGCUGAAACAGGCUCAUGAGCUGGAGGAGAGGGGACGAGUGUCUGAGGAACCCACGCUCAUCGCCGAGCCCUGGUCCCCUUGCAGCACCACGUGUGGGCCAGGCAUCCAGCUCCGGGAGGUGCGGUGCCUCGUGUUCCUUACCUUCACACAGACAGAGACGGAGCUGCCUGCCAAUGAGUGCCAGGGCCCCACGCUACCCACCCAGCGGUCCUGCCUCCUUCGAGCCUGUGCGCAGAGCCCCAUCGCCCACCAGCCACCCUCGCCGCUCAUCCCUGAUGGCCAGACAGCCUACGACUGGGAGUACGCCGGCUUCACCCCCUGCACCGCCACCUGUUGGGGAGGCCCGGUGCUUGUGCUUGCCCUUCCCACAGUGCACAGCUCUCAGUCCCUGGGGUGUUCUCCCCACCCACCCCCAGGCCACCAGGAAGCCAUCGCCGUGUGCCUGCAUGUCCAGACGCAGAGGGUUGUCAACGAGUCCCUGUGUGACAGAACCCACCGGCCCCCAGCCAUGAGCCAGACGUGCAACACUAAGCCCUGUCCACCCAGGUGGCAGACAGGCCCAUGGGGACCCUGCUCAGCUAGCUGUGGGGUGGGCAUCCAGACCCGAGAGGUUCAGUGCCUGCACCCUGGGGAGUCCUCAGCCCCACUCCAGGACUGCCCUGAGGAGAAGCCUCAUGGCUUGCAAGCCUGCAGCCAGUUCCCCUGCCCCCCCACCUGGCAUGUCGAGGACUGGCAGCAGUGCUCUAGGACAUGCGGGGGUGGCACCCAGUGGCGGAGGGUCACCUGCAGGCAGCUGCUCACAGACGGUAGCUUCCGGAGUCUCUCAGAUGAGCUGUGCCCAGUGCCCAAGGCCUCGUCCCACAAGUCCUGUGCCAGAAUUGACUGUCCGCCUCAGCUCACCACAGGCCACUGGUCACAGUGCUCUGUGAGCUGUGGCCGGGGGACUCAACGCAGGAAGCAGGUGUGCCACAGGCUGACAGCUGGGGGCCGGCGUGUGCCUGCCAGCAAGCAGAUGUGUGAGCCCAAUGCAGAACUCCCACUUGUGCGGACCUGCUGGAUGCCAGCCUGCCCUGCGGUGCAGGCGGAGCUCGGGGGGCAGCGCCCUGAGAUCCUCGGCGUGCGCAGGGUUUACAUUCAGACCCGGGCACAGCUGCGCGUCACCCUGACGGUGGGCAGCAGAGCCUACCUGUGGCCCAACACUUCCGUGGUCAUCCGGUGCCCCGUGCGCCACUUCCAGAGACUGCAGGUCCGGUGGGAGAAGGACGGCCACUGUCUGCACAGCUCCCCACGCCUGGCCAUCACCAAGUCAGGUGCCCUGAAACUGCGCCGCCUCGCCGCUCCCGAUAUCGGCACCUACCACUGCAUCGCAGGCUCUGCUCGGGACUCUGUCCUCCUCAAGCUCAUUGGGACAGACAACCGGCUCCUCCUGCCCCCAGCAGUCAGAGAGCAGAGUGGAGUCUCUCCCACUCUGGAGAGCCUGGACCAUCAGGCCGACCCCCUCGGAGCCACACGCCAUAAAAUGAGAGCCAGCCAGAAGGUGCUUCAGUCAGUCAAGGGCCAGGCUGCCCAGCAGCCUUCCUGGGACGCACUGUUGGGCCCCUGUGGGGGCACUGGCAGCUUCUGGGAGCUGCAGCAGCUGGAAGGGGCUGCACAACUCGGAGCAUACAGUAUGGACGUGGGCCAGUUCGAGGAGCUAAUUCGGAACAUGAGCCAGCUGGUGGGCACAGGGGAAGCGGGUGAUGACCUGGCAUCUCAGCUCAUCUACCAGCUGGUGGCCAGCCUUGCAGCUGUGCCCCAGCAGAGAGAGGUACCCCCAUACCCAGACAUGGAAGGCACAGGCAAACCCACCCUCCAACCUCAGGGACCCACUCUUGUGCGUUCCAACCAGGCACCCUCUGUGUCACUGAACCAGACAGUCAACAUCAGGAUUGGAGACACAGCAUAUGUGACACCCAGGACCACAGUUGUCAACAUCUUGUGUGAGCUGCUCACCCCCAUGGAGGCCACAUUCAUGUGGACCAAGAAUGGGGCUCCUGUCCAGCCCUCUGACAGAAUAAUCUGGGAUGGAAUGGGGAAAAUGCAGAUACGGAACCCAACGAAGAAAGAAGAAGGGCUUUAUGGAUGCUUGGUGUCCAGCCAUCUGGGUUCCGACACAGAACGUUCUCUGGUGUUGUUCGCAGAGGCCCCUGCCAUCCUAUCUGUGGAAAGAGUGGUCACUGUGCCCAAGCAUAGCCACCUGUCAGUCGUAGUUGGGGGUGUCAUCGAAGCCGCUUUGGGAGCCAACGUGAUGAUCCACUGUCCUACAGAUGGUGUCCCUGCACCCCAUGUGACUUGGGCAAAGGCAGGAGGAGGGCAUCUGAGUGAUGGUGACUCUUCGCUUCUCAGUGCGUCCCUGCGACUGUACAGUGUCGGCCUCCGCGAUGAGGGCACCUAUGUCUGCACAGCCACCAAUGCCCUGGGGGAGGCAACGGCCCACACUGAACUACGCCUGCAGGAACAAACACAGCCCAGCAGCCACUUUUCAUUCCGCAAGAACCACAGGAAGCCCGAGGUCCACGAUGCUGAUCCAACAAGCGAAGCCCCCCCUCCAGAACUCUCCUGGAAACUGGGGCACUGGACGCCGUGCUCAGCCUCCUGUGGCCCCUUGGGGACCCGUGUUCAGAAAGCCCAGUGUGUAACAGCCACUGGGCAGCACGUGGUUGAGGCCCUGUGUGCCCACCUGAAGAAGCCACGGGCAUCUUGGCAGCCAUGCCACCCCCGGGACUGCCCCCCCAGGUGGGUCACAGGGGCCUGGUCCUCAUGCUCUGUGUCGUGCGGCAAAGGGUUUCGCCAUCGGCAGGUGAUGUGCUACCGCACCAGAGCCUCAGGAGGGGUGCAGCUGCUGGCUCCCCCUGCCUGCGCCCCCAGGGACCGUCCCCUGGGCAAAAGAGCCUGCACCCAGCCCCCAUGUGACCAGUGGGACAUCAAGCUAGGGAGCCAGUGUCCUGAGCGUUGCCUGGGUCAUGCUGGAAGCUCACAGCCACUGUGGGGACUAUGUCCCCACCACAAUGACUCCAGCUGUGAGGACAGCAGAGGCCACCCCGGGAGGAGCUGCUCGCCGCGGGACUGUAUGGGCUGUUGGCUCCUGCACCCCUGGGGGUCUUGCUCAGCCCCCUGUGGUGGGGGCUUCCAGGUCCGAAGGGUGCGUUGCUUGCACCCCCACACCUGCCUGCCCCUGGCCGAGGGACGUUGUGUGCAGAGACAUAAGCCUGCAGCCCGGAGACCCUGUCUGGGCCCCCCGUGUGAGCGGGACUGACUGACCGGAGUCCACCCGCAGCUGCCACUGCUUCUGAGACACUGCCGCGCAGCGCCCCGAACACCUGCUCCUUGCCUGGCAGGCAUGGGUGGUGCCAGGCCUAUGGUGAGGCUGAGCUGUGGCCGCCCAAAUGCUGCUGGGAAGAGUGAGGAAGACGGUUCCUCUCCCAGGACUGCUGCUGACAGAGACUUGAGAACCUGUUCAGGGGUUGAGUGAGGAUGGCACUGCACAAGCCGGCCAGCAAGGGGGCACCCUUCAGAGGCCUACCAGGAGGCCCUUCAUCUCGCCAAGCCAGACAACUUUGCCAGGAGACACAGAUGGGCGGAGUCCAGUAGCUGAUGCCCAAUUACCCACAGGGGACGAGCAACUAGCACUCCCUGGAGCGGCCCAGAUGGAGUGGUCUGAGCACUGUUCACAGAGCGUUCUCCUUUCCUGCCCACACUGACCGGGACUUCUGUGGAGUGUUCUGGAAGCCUUAGAAGGAAGUGACCUAAAUAUGGAUUGUGGCAGCCAAGGGGACUGUAGGUAGGGUUCUUCCAAGAGAAGGGCCAGUUGGGCCCUGCAGCAUCAGGGCUGGGGGUCAGGCGGGCCAUGCAGGUGGGAUUUGGGAAGGAUGAAGGAGGUGCUGUCUCAGGAGUUUGGUGGGAGUUGCUGGAGGAUGUUAGGUUAGAGUGGUGACGUCAGGUGCAUUGAAUUCUGUGGGGUGUGCUGGCAAUGGUCAGGGCAGAUGCCACGUUGGGUGCUGUGGUAGCUGUCCAGAGGGCUGGGUCUGGGGUUGGAUUGUACAUUCUGAUGCUGACUGGGCUUCGCACUCCAUCCCUCAUACAUCCCUGGCUCCUGCUCGGCACUGGGACACCAUCUACAGGGCCCAUGGGUGACGGUCUGGGAGAGCACCCAGGAGAGAAUGCGCCGCUCUCCCAGGAUUGGUGUGGCUGCCUGACACACAGGUUUGGGGGACAGAGUGGUCAAGGAGUGGUCAUGAGCAGAUAGGAGCCUGUGGCUUGUGAGUCACUCACUCUUGGCCAUUAAAGGUUUCUUAGUUAAGAGGAAUGUGGCCUGUAAAAUGCUCUGUACAUAGCCAUUAUGGGACGCUAAGGUGUAAUAUUUGAUUCUGUACAGACCAAUAAAGACGCAGGACAUCUGUUUA
Messenger RNA from Sorex araneus (European shrew), 6288 nucleotides. RefSeq names its product ADAMTS like 3 (gene ADAMTSL3). Gene Ontology annotation, biological process: extracellular matrix organization. The record is from RefSeq and is a predicted model, not a curated record. The transcript is spliced from 31 exons. Bases 147 to 5141 code for a protein of 1664 amino acids. Gene Ontology annotation, molecular function: metalloendopeptidase activity. Gene Ontology annotation, cellular component: extracellular matrix. NCBI's taxonomy places the organism in Eukaryota, Metazoa, Chordata, Mammalia, Eulipotyphla, Soricidae.